GAGCGCGAGCCACGGUCCCAGUGACCACAAACAGGAGAAGGUUAGUCAGUCGAACUUCUGUGCAUUUUUUUUUUUUUUUAGGAGUGUUUAAAUGGACCAUGGAGAGUCUCGGCGGCCGGAGAAGAGGCGCAGGAGACGCCGCGUCGCUCUGUGCGUCGCCGCCGUCCUGCUUCUCCUUAUUAUCGUCGCCGUAGUGCUCGGAGUGACGCUGAGUAAAGAAACGAAUCAAUUCCAGUCUGUGUUCUUUAGCAGGUGUGAGAAGUUCAAAGGACACGACUGUCAAAAGAUAUGGGAAGCGUUUCAACAAGCCUAUGUAAACCAGGACCCCUGUGAUGUUCCGAUGGAAGCCUACGACCCCCUCAUCACUGCAGCCCCCUUCAAACCUACAUGCAACAGAAUGAUGUUCUGGAGCAAAACAAAGGAUGUGGUCCAUGAGUUUACUGAGAAGAGAGACUGUUUUGUUACUCUGGAGGACACUCUGCUGGGAUCUGUCCUGGAUGGGCUGACCUGGUGUGGAAAGGAGGGCAGCAGCGAAACAUUCACCAGCGACUGCCCGGGUUGGACAGACUGUGAGAACAACACGGUCCGCUCGUUUUGGAACAGAGUCUCAGCUGCUUAUGCAGAUAUUGCCUGCGGUGACGUCACAGCGAUGUUAAACGGAUCCAUCGCCGUACCGUUCAGUCCCACGAGUAUUUUUGGGAGCAUCGAGGUGAAGGGGCUUAACGCCACCAGGGUGAAAAGCCUGAAUGUUGUUCUGGUCACGGACGAGAAAAAUGUGACAAACUGCACAAAUGCAUCUUUAAAGGACCUACAGAAAGAGCUGGCUGAGGGAAUAAAAUAUAACUGCAAGGAAGUGCCUGAAACUCAGAUCCAGGAAUGCGGCUCCAAUCCACAGAAACCCUGUGGAUCCUGCUGGUGAAAAAUCUCUUUUCUGUUAAGUCUUUCUGAAUGUAAUUUAAAUAUUUUUGUAACCGUGGGCCAGUAGCAGACAGUGAGAAAUGUCUUUUUACAUAAAAGUUGCUGAUGUGUUUUUGCAAAAUGACAAUGCACCUUUUAAUUUUGUAAGGUGUGAUAUAUGGGAACUUUUUAUGAUAACAGUUGUGAUAAAUGUUUAGUAGUAACAUGUCAGUGCUGCUAUUCAUGUUCAACUCACAAUCUCACUUGAACUUGCUGGCAGAAUGUGCUCUAUUUUUUAAAUAAAAUGUGAAAAUAUCUCUAUAA
This is a messenger RNA of Amphiprion ocellaris (clown anemonefish), 1221 nucleotides long. RefSeq names its product ADP-ribosyl cyclase/cyclic ADP-ribose hydrolase 1-like. The transcript has 8 exons. Gene Ontology annotation, cellular component: plasma membrane. Gene Ontology annotation, molecular function: phosphorus-oxygen lyase activity; NAD+ nucleosidase activity. NCBI's taxonomy places the organism in Eukaryota, Metazoa, Chordata, Actinopteri, Pomacentridae. Bases 92 to 919 code for a protein of 275 amino acids. Gene Ontology annotation, biological process: positive regulation of B cell proliferation. The record is from RefSeq and is a predicted model, not a curated record.